GUGGCAUAUGACAGCAAAAGAAGCUGCACCCAGUCGGUGUGGUUACAAUAAACAGAUUACAGGCCAUCAGAAGAGUCGGUUGAUUUUUGAGCUUGUUGAUUUAUAAUUUUGCUUUUCUGCAGAGUGGGUCUCUAAGUGAAGAUGGGACUCACUAUUUCGUCGCUGUUUUCAAAGCUCUUCGGUAAAAAACAGAUGAGAAUACUUAUGGUUGGUUUGGAUGCUGCUGGAAAGACCACAAUCCUUUACAAACUGAAGCUGGGAGAGAUAGUAACCACUAUUCCAACUAUUGGUUUCAAUGUUGAGACGGUGGAGUACAAGAACAUCUGUUUCACUGUAUGGGACGUCGGCGGCCAGGACAAAAUCCGUCCCCUUUGGAGGCACUACUUCCAGAACACACAGGGCCUUAUCUUUGUAGUGGACAGCAACGACAGAGAGAGAGUAGCGGAGUCGGCGGAGGAGCUGGCAAAAAUGCUCCAGGAGGAUGAGUUGCGGGACGCUGUGUUGCUGGUGUUUGCAAACAAACAGGACCUGCCCAACGCCAUGGCCGUGAGCGAUCUCACAGACAAACUGGGUCUGCAGAGCUUGCGGAGCAGAACUUGGCACGUGCAGGCUACCUGUGCGACCCAGGGCACGGGGCUUUACGAGGGCCUGGACUGGUUAUCCAACGAGCUGUCGAAGCGCUAGAGAACAGGGCGACCGAGGAACGAGAGUGGGACCAGAGCGAACGAGAGCGACCAGAGGAAGAGCAAGAGCGAGGGAUGGAGGGAGGGAGGGAUUGUGGACACGGGAACGGGAGGAGGAGGAGGAGGAGGAGGAGGAGGAGGAGGAGGAGAAGAAGUCUGACCUGGAGAUAACUUUUAAAAAAAUAUCAAUGUGUCUGUCUGGUAGAACUUGAAGUUUAUGGACGUUUUGCAAUCAGUUCCUGUUCUGAAACUUUUUUUUAGUUUUUGGAUUUGUUUUCAUUUAUUUUUUUUGCCCUGUUUGUUCUACCUCCUUUUAUUGCCCUCAUCUUUGUCACCCCCCUUUUUGCCGAUGAUGUUUCCUAGAACUACAUUCCUGUUUCUUUCAAUGCCACCCCCCCAACACCCUGCAGCCGUACAAAGAGAUGUUUUUAACUUUGCAUGUUUCUACGACUAUAUUACAAAACAGCAAAUCAACCACUGAGGAGAACAAUGGGACAGUUUGUGAUUGUGACGUAAACCCAAAAGGGAACGUUGGGGGCGGUGGAGUUGAAUUGACUCAUUCCAGAAUUCCAGAAUACUGCACCGAAGGCCAGUUCUAUUCCUGAAGUAUGUGAAGGGCCUUCUCAUCAUGUACGUACGAGGCCAUUAUGACGCAAUAAAAACAACCUUUUUUUCUCAACUUAA
This is a messenger RNA of Alosa sapidissima (American shad), 1367 nucleotides long. Its product is annotated as ADP-ribosylation factor 4-like. Gene Ontology annotation, biological process: vesicle-mediated transport; intracellular protein transport. Gene Ontology annotation, cellular component: plasma membrane; cytoplasm. The coding region runs from base 142 to 684 and encodes 180 amino acids. The record is from RefSeq and is a predicted model, not a curated record. Lineage: Eukaryota; Metazoa; Chordata; Actinopteri; Clupeiformes; Clupeidae. Gene Ontology annotation, molecular function: GTPase activity; GTP binding. The transcript has 6 exons.